Molecule: messenger RNA, 477 nt
Organism: Guillardia theta CCMP2712
Lineage: Eukaryota; Cryptophyceae; Pyrenomonadales; Geminigeraceae
Exons: 6
Coding region: 1-477 (158 amino acids)
Molecular function (GO): acyltransferase activity, transferring groups other than amino-acyl groups
Source: RefSeq, a predicted model, not a curated record
AUGGGAGGGUACGGAAAGAUUGAUGAAUUCAAGAUGUACUUCUUGGAGCAGGGCUGGCGAAGCUACCUGGUGGCAGAAGACACAAAUACGGGAGAAGUGGUUGGCUGUGCUCAGUUGACACGCAUUCAGCUUGGUGGAUACUUUUACAUCAAAGAUGAUCUACAGAUCAAGAAUCUGUUUGUGAAGCCAGAGUAUCACAGAAUGGGCAUCGCAAAUCACCUCAUUCAUGGUCUGCUGCAGAGGCUGAAGCCCCGUGAGCGUGCAUGGAGCCUAGCGAGCAAGGACUCAGAAGCAUUCUUUCUUCUCUUCGCAUCUGGUUUUGUUGGACUGACGUGGAGUGAAGUCGGUCGAGUGUUCCCUGGGCUGCUGUGGUGGUUGAUGUGGCCAUUUCACCUUCAACGCUUGGCUGAUCCCAGCACAAUCUACUUUGCUGCCGAAGGUCGUGGAGAUGAUAAGGCGUACAAUCCUGCUGGUUAA